AUGAAGUUGUUUCCUGUGGCUGUUCUCCUUGUCUUGCCUGUUGUUGCUCAUCUGGCCUCAGGGAAGAAGCUCCGCUGGUGUACGCUUUCCCCCCUGGAGCAGAAGAAAUGCGCUGAGCUCUCCAAAGCCCUUCUGUCUACUUUGCCGCCUGUCUCCAGCAGUACUUUGAAGAGGGUUUCUUGCAUCCUGGCCCACAACACUUACGACUGUAUCAAUAAGAUUCGGGAGAAUAAAGCUGAUGCAGUUUCUUUGGAUGCCGGAGAUGUGUAUUCUGCUGUAAAGCUUUAUGGCUUGACUGUGGUGGCCAAGGAGAUCUAUUUGGAAGGUAGCUGUGUAUUUGCAGUGGCUGUGGCCAAGCGUGGGAUGCUGGAUCUCCAAAGGCUCAAAGGAGUCCGAAGUUGCCAUAAUGGAGCUAGGUGGACUUCAGGCUGGAGCAUUCCCAUGGGCUUCCUCUUAGCUAGGAGUGAUCUGAUGUGGGUCUCAGGCCAGUCCCUCAGCCAAGCAAUCAGUGGUUAUUUCAAUGCCAGCUGCAUCCCUGGCAUCGGAGCUACCUAUCCUAAGCUCUGCGCUCUCUGCCAAGGGCCGAAGUCGUACAUCUGGGACAAGAACCACUUCUGCGAGGCUAGCCGUCGCGAACCCUUCUACGGCUCGGAGGGUGCCUUCAGGUGCCUGACGUUGGGGCUGGCGGAUGUGGCGUUUGUGGAUCACCUCACAGUCAUAAGUGCUACAGAGUUGGAACGGGAAGAUUUCGGCGAUCAGGGCCUGCUUGCUGCCUGGGUCCAAGGACUUGUGAUCACUGGCUUUGGUUCCCAGGACCUGUUUGGAAAGGGCGGAAAAGAAAAAGGCAGGUUUGAGCUCUUUGCGUCUGCACCGUUCAGAGGGAGGGACCUGCUGUUCCACGAUGCCACUCAGCACCUGCGGCUGCUGGCAGAAGAGACCGAGAUCACCCAGGUUCUUGGCCUCGACUAUGUCGCCCUCCUGCAGGGUUUGGGACAUGAAGGGAGCUCUCUGUCCAACAGCCUGGUGCGCUGGUGCUGUAUCAGUGACCUGGAGCUCCGUAAAUGUGAGGAGUGGGCUCUGAAUGCCAGGUCUGACCCCCUGGUCUGUGUCCAGGCAGACUCCAUGAUCAGCUGCAUUGAGCUCAUCAAGAAAAACGAGGCAGAUGCUGUCACGCUGGACGCCACCCACGCGUACUUUGCGGAGAUCUGCACGCUCGCCCCUGUUGCGGCAGAGUGUUAUGGAGAAGGAUGUGCUCCCACAAGGGUGGAACCGGAGACGUUGGCCCACGUUGGGGGUCUUCCUCCAGUCUAUACCGUCGCCCUGGUGAGAAAGGCUAACCAUCAAGUAAACCGGUACACCCUGAGGGGAAAGCGCUCCUGCCACAGCCACGUGUACAGCCCAGGAGGGUGGCUGCUGCUUUCACAGUACACCGUCGGGGCCCCGGAAAAUGGCAGCUGCAGCUGCAACCUCACCUCUGCAUACCAGAAUUUUUUUUGGAAAGGCUGCAUGCCAGGAGCCAGUGGAAAUCUGUGCAAAGUGUGCAUUGGACAAGAGGGGAGAGGCAAGGGGUCUUCCAGGUGUGCAGCUAAUCAUCAUGAACGGUACUAUGGCAAUCUGGGGGCCCUCAGAUGCCUCUUGGGUGAUCCCGCUGGAAGAAGCUUCGGUGAUGUGGCUCUCUUGGAACAUUAUAACCUACUUCAGAACAUUGACUACCUGAAUAGCUCAGGAUGGGCCACCGGCUACGCUCUCAGGGAUUUUGAACUCCUUUGCCCAGACGGGAGCCGAGCAGCCAUAACAGCUUGGAGGACCUGCAACCUGGGCUGUGUUCCUCCCAGCGUUGUGGUGACCCGGCCAGUUACUGUCACUAAGGUCCAUGACUUCCUGGCAAAGUCCCAGGAAUCAAUCAAGAACAGCCAUUUUCAGCUCUUUGAAUCGCUGAGAUAUGGGGGAAGUGACCUGCUUUUUAAGGAUGCUACUCAAGGCCUCGUCUUCACAGGCCAGUUGGACUUCAAGUCGAUUCUUGGGCUGUCUUUCUUUCAGCUUGCCCAAUCCGCCUUCAGUUGCACCUCUGCAGGUAUCCUAGACUUUUGCAAGCUGGAUACUUGUACCUCUUCCACACAACCUUGA
This is a messenger RNA of Protobothrops mucrosquamatus (brown spotted pit viper), 2127 nucleotides long. RefSeq names its product melanotransferrin-like. Bases 1 to 2127 code for a protein of 708 amino acids. NCBI's taxonomy places the organism in Eukaryota, Metazoa, Chordata, Lepidosauria, Squamata, Viperidae. Gene Ontology annotation, cellular component: plasma membrane; recycling endosome; early endosome. Gene Ontology annotation, biological process: iron ion transport. The record is from RefSeq and is a predicted model, not a curated record. The transcript is spliced from 18 exons.